GACAUCGCUAGAUUUCACCCCGAAAUUUCGCAGUUCACCUUAUAAACAAAUCGUUCGUUGGCUGAGAGUUGUAAAGUUGUAACCAGCGGACGAAGCAACGGGAAUGUGCGCCAUCGUCGGCAUUUCGAUGACGAAUUUAAUGACCUGAAAACGGAGGCCAGAGGACGAAGACAAAAAAAAUAGAAAAGAAAAAGCAUCGCGAAUCACUUUCACACACUGCUUAGAUGAAAAUUGAAACAGCCGACAACAAAGCAACGUCGACAGCGACGCUGACUGAGGCAGAGGCUGAAGCAGAAGCAGAAGCAGAGCCAGUGGGCGCAUUGAUUUCAUUUUCAUAAUCAACAAAAUAUCACAAAAAAAAAUAAUAAUAAAAAAAAUACAAUAAAAGCAAACCGCAGAGAAGGUAACCCCCGUCGAUGGUUUCAAUGAAAAUCGCAUAAUGGCAACGGCAUCUGAAUCGUGUGGAGCACGCGAUUCAAACGACACGGAGACCGAGGCAGAGGCGGCGGUUCACCUGGAGGCGGGGCAGUCCGGGGCAGCUGGUCCAUCAGCGGUGAUGGCAGAUUCCCAGCCCGCAUUGGAUGCCGAUUCUCUGGAGGCGGAGGCGGAGGCGGAGGCAGAGCCAGAGGUGGAGGUGGAGGUGGAGGCGGAAUCCGAGUCCAAAACCCGUGCAACUGGAGAUGGGGAUGCUGCCACUGGAAGUGACCAACAAAGGGAAAAGUAUGUCGCAGCUUUUAACUGAAAUUGAAUCAAAUUGUUAAUCCCCAUUAGCAUAGUCCUCUGAUGCCAAAGACACUGAAAGAAAAGCUUUAAUUUAAAAUAUAUAAGACUAGGAGUAUGAGAAAAAUAUGUCAAAAAAUAAAUCAAAAUAUAUAUUUACUUCUAUAGUUUUUAAAUUCUAAAUUAUUGUAUUAUAAUAUUUCCAGCAAUUGAAUUAAAAUAAGAAUUUAGAAAAGAUUAAGAAUAAAUUAAUUUUUAUUAAUUAUUUCAAUAACUUUUUAUAUAAUUUUUGUUCAAAAAUCAAAUGGAGUUAGAACUACUAAUAUCCCCGAAUUCCUUGAGAAUCCAACGACCAGUGGAACGAGUGGGCGAUCAACUGGAAUUGCAGUUGCAAUGCUCCCAGGAGCCCAUCUCCAUGGAUGACAUACCUGAGCCCAUUAAAGUCCUCGACGACAUCAUUUCGGAGUUCGAGGAGGCAGCAACGAAACCGGUGGCCUUGCAUAGCAACAGUGGCGAGAAUCAGUCCGAGGACGACGGCUACAUGAGUCUCAGCCGCAAGAACAUGUCCAAAAAGGAUUCCGAGGAUGUGCCACAGACACCCAGCACCGACACCGUGCCCGAGGGCAGUUUCAAUGAGGUGGAUGGCACGGCCGAGAACCUAACCAAAUUAUCUGAGGUGGAGCACGGCCAGGAAACGACUACGCCACUCAUACAGACGACGCUGCCAAAGGCACGGAGCGCCAACUCGACUCCGGCCACCAACUCGAACUACUCAAGUUUGCCGUGCUGCGGGGCCAGGGCGUCCAACUUGGGCGGUGCUUCCGUUGGCCAUUCCUCAAGUGGAUUGGCAGCCAUCCGGCACCCGGGCAGCUGCAACGGCGAGCGCAAUGCACUGGGCAUCGACAUCAGUGCCGUGCACAAUGCCGUGCUUAGGGGUAACCUGGCCAAAUUGCCGGAGCCCAUCGUCAAUGAACAUCCGGUGACCAUCUAUCCGGGGCCCUCGUCCAAGGCAUCGGGCGGUGGUGAGGGGAACCGUGGCAAACGACUGCUCAGUUCGGUGGAGAAGCACAAAGAGGUGUGCCACAUGCUCAACCCGCAAUCGAGUAGCUCGGCGAGCUCCUCAUCCGGAUCACAGCACACGUCCAGUGGCGAGGCAUCACCAGCUGCCUCGCAUGUCAAUGUGGCCACUUCCAAGUCGCUUGGCAGGCAGGAGGACUACUCGGAGGAUUCACUGGAGGAGUCCACCAUCUCCACGGAUCUCACGCCCGUCAAGCAGAACGGUGUCGCCUGGGAGAUUCACUUCAAGAGCAACAAAAAGAAAUCCGGAGGCUCAAAGAAAGCCACAGGUGCUGCCUCUAAAAAGCAGCAAUCACGUACCGGAAAUCUGGACGACUUCAACAAUAGCUUUGUGUACAACGAGCAGAGCAUGCUGGGCAAGGGAACCUUCAUCAUCCGCCGUUCCACCGCCAAGAAGCCGCCGCGUGCCGCCGAUGUGUUCAGCAUACCGAAGCCACCGCGUCCGUCGCUGGGCGAUAGAUCUCUACCCGGAUCCGGCAUAGUUGGAGGAGCCGGAGCCAUCAGUAAUGAGUUCUAUACCAGCGACAGCGAGCAGAGCGAUGCCGCUCCAGUCCCAGUUAACCUUCCGCCACCACCGGCCCCGGUCGAGAUGAACUUCGUCUACAAGGAGUGUGAGGCGAAUGCUCUUCACACACGCCGGGGCUUGGAGAUGGCCGCCGCCCAGCGGGCUGCUCUCUCCUUGGACAUUGCCGAGGCACCUGACCAACUGGGCCUCGGCAAGCCGGUGAAGAGCAAAACGGCAAUGCUCACCGAGAAGCGACUCAGUGCCGAGUCCAUGCCGGACAAUACCUCCAGCAGUGAGGAGUUCGACGAGGCGCGUCUGAAUGGGAACGGCAGCUACGACCUUUAUGCCUACAAUGGUAAUGAUCUGCGGGUUUCCAACGCCACUACACCCCACACCGAUCUGGCUCCCACUCUCGAGGAGGACGAGGAGUCCGACUUCAGCUACGGGUGUGGUCCGCUCAAGCAGAUCGAGCACAACAUCAGCGCCUUGCUGCGUGGAGACAUUCCCAUUGUCGGCCAACCGCCGUGCAGUAAUGGAGCCAUUGCAGCAGGUGGACCUGCUGCUGCUCCGGGAUCUGCUUCAGCAGCUGCCACAGCUGCGGAGUUACAUGCCAAACGGGUGCUGGAGUUCCGGCCCGGUGUCCACAAGUCCGAAAGCGCCAAGGAGAUGUUGCUGUCCCAGAUGCCAAGCUUUGGGCCGUUGCCUCCAUCGCCCCCCAGCUCCAAUCCAGAUCUGUUCGACUACGAUGCUCCGCUUCCGCCAUCGCCUGUGGAGCCGCGAAAGCAAUUGGAACUGCCGGCUAAUGCCCCGCCGCCGAACCGCGGGACUACCGUGGUGGAGGUUCAUGCCACCGCCUCGGGAGCAGCCGUGCAUAGCAGCAACAGCCAUACUCGCCGCAGCCGGGACAACGUGGCUGCCGUGCGGCACUUUAACGAUGAGCUGCCACCACCGCCGGCUCCAACCCAUCAGUCGGCCAGCUUUGCGGAGGGUUUACCCGGUCCACCGGUGGUUCCGCCACAUCGGGCGACCGGCGGUCACUCGGCGAAUACCAUGAAGUCUUGGAGCAUCGAUUCGCAGUACCGCAAACGAUCGCCCAAACUGUUUGGACACUAUAGUAGCGGUGGUGGCAGCGGGAUCACCACGCCCACUGGCCUGGGGCCGAUGCCGCCACUACCCCCGCCUCCCGUCGAUGGUAUGGCCUGUGGAUCCGGGUCGUACCAGCGGCGUUACAUCAAUUACGGCACCAAGCGCAGCCUGAAGCAGUCGCCGCGCGAGGAGCACCGCCUGCAAACCUCAUGUAGUCUUCCUGAAACGCCAAUUUUUGCCAGAGGCUGUGACAUACCACGUACGCCAUAUCGACGCCAAAACGAACCGCUGCCUGUGGUUAGCGGAGUGCGCACAGCGCCCAGAUCGAGCACAUCGAAUAGCAUCAACAUGGGCACUUCCAUUUUGGGCAUAGGAGCUGGGAACUAUGGAACUGCCCAAAUCUGUCGCCAGCGGUCGAUCAACCAUGCCUUGGCCUCCAACGAAAUGCUACGGAUGACCGGAGCCCCAGCUCGUGGGUGGUACCCCAAGCAGAGGGGAAUGCGUCCGGCCUCAACCGAGAACAUCGAUAGAUUGGCUUCCGUUCGAGUGUGGGACAAUCCGGCCGGCAUGUCCGGCACAGGACAAUCCCGUAAACCGCUAACAUUGCCGCCAAAUCUCACGCCUUCCUUCUUAAAUAAGUCACCUCGAGAGGCACUGCGACGAGUAACCAGUCUACUGAUUACCAAAAAAAAGAACAACAAGGAGCGAAAGCACAAGGCCUAUUGCGAUCAACCCAUGGAUGACAGUAACAGCAAGCAUGCCUACGAAUUCGAAACAGGUUCCACCAAGCGAAAGGAUAGCAAUCGCAAGGAUAAUGGAGCCUCUGGCGGAACCACCACCACCACCACCACUAAAACCAAAAAGAAGGGUCUCUUCAAAUCCUUCUGGAAACGCACGAAAACCGCCUCGCUGGAUCAAUAGAGAAACAUCGUAUGGCGAGCCAAAGCACUGCCCCAUUUUUACGUUCACCAAAUACCAGCAUAUGGAUAGCAUCGAAAAUGAUAAUAACCCAAGCACAUUAAACACAACACAUACACCCCACAACGUAGUUAUUGGGUCGCAAGUUAAGAGUUUAUCGUUGCACCCACCCACCCACUGACUCACUCACCUGCUCAUCCGAUCAGCAAGUCUUUCUCACGCUUGUGUUCGUUUGUUCGUUCACCUUGGACACAAUUGAAGCAAUUUUGUAAACACAUCGUAUCGUAUAUCGGUCAUAUAGUAAUGAGUAAAACUGAAUAAUUCAAAUGCACAAAAGCCGUGAAUCGUAAAGACUGAAAAUGAAUAAAAAAAAAUAUAUAAAAAAAGACCCGAAACAAAGGAAAAAUGUUAACGUAAACGAAAAUAUUAUGGAAACAAUGAAAUUUAAAUUGAAACAUAUGCAAACGGUAUUUCACAUUCAUAAGCAGCUAGAUGGAUCGUGCGGCUAUAUAUUCGUACGAUUACACAUCCCAUACCCAUACCCAUACCCCAGACCUUGAACUUGCCAUAAAUCGAAAAUGAAUUUCAAAUAUUACACGGCCGUUAAACCAGAAACAGAGAACACAAAAAUACAAACCGAAUAAGCACGCAACGAUGGGCUAAGAAAGAAAUUUACAAUUUAUACAAGCACUGAAUUUAUAUAUACGUAUAUGGGUAUGAUCGCUAUAUACAUAGUUUGGACUAUAACUGAACCGAUAGGGUUCUAGACACCAUUACUUACUUUACGACAAUGACAAAGUUUGAUACUUUUGAGCUCUUUUUGUGAGAAAUUACUAACGAUAUGUUAUUGAAAUCAUGUCUAUUGGGAGUUUUGGAAUAGCAGGUAGACGGUGUACGGGCAGGUUGCAAUUAUAGAGGGGGUUUUGUUCGAUUCCAUUGGCCCAGCCUGCCAACAACCAUCCAACAAGUUAUACAUUCGAGACACAAUAAGGAAGAAAAUACUUAAAAUGAGACAAAAACGAAUAUAAUACGCAUUUAAUUUCCAAAAGAAAAACUGAAAAAGAAUGAAGUUAAGCCCUCCACAUUUCAAAGAAUGUUUGAUAAUAAUAACGAAAAAACCAAACAUAAUUUAAAAUAUUAAAAUAAAAGCAAGAUCAGUGUGCUCAAGACGAUUUUACCAGAGAAAGCAUUUCUCAGAUUUUGAGCAAAAAGAAUUUUUUGGCUAGCUGGAAGUGGAAACUGCAAUAAGAGAGACAGGAAACAAGAAAACCGUAAACGUUUACUAGUCAUUAAAUAUUAAAAAAUAAACUGAGAACUUAUAUAUAGAUAUAUAUAUAUGGGAGAUAACAUAUUUUUUAUUAACACUCUCACUGAGAAGCCAAUCGAAUGGCAGCAGCAUUUUAUAAGCAGGAGCUGGCCCCCCUUCCCCCAGAGCAAGUUGAAAGUAUUAUUAACGAAUUAUAUUAUAUGCUAUAGCAAGUUGGUAUUUAUUAUAAUUAUGAUAUAUGUACAUUUAUUUGAAUUAACAUUACUGAAUAUAUUUUUUAGAAAAGUAGCUUGAAACGGGAUAAAAUGAUUAAAAAAAAUAUAUAAAACAAAACAGAUAUAAUCCAUGGCCCUUGUGUACUUUUUAUAUAGAUAUAUCUAUAAUAUUUGGAUCCUUUGGCGAAGGAGUAGCCUAAAUGGUGACAGAUCAUAAAUAUUUAUUUUUUAACAUUCGAGAAGUGAAAAUAAAGUCGUAUUUCCCAUAAUUGAAAGGCCAAUGAAGCUAGUAACUACUCAACUAUAAUCUGUUUCUCACCUAUCUAAAGCCAAAAAAAAAAAACAACUCGAGCAAUUUCGGAAAAAAUAUUCCCAGUAAAAGAUUUUUGGAGUAAUCAUAAUUAAAAUUAUACCAAUUCAAAUGACAAAUUACAAUAACAAUGAAGACAGAUAAACGAAAUGGAAAUUAAAUAUAAAAGUCACAUCAUAGCAAACACACGCAACUGCAAAAAUGGAAAACAAUAUAUAAUUUUUUAAAAUAAUGAAAAGAAAACUAAAUCAUAAUUUUUAAUAUUGAAAUUUAACAAUUGUAUAUGAGGGUAAAUGAAAUGAAAUAAAAAGAAUAGCAUGGAAUUCAUUUUGAAAAAUAUAAAAACAACUUUUUAUUAAAAGAACUAUAAUCCUUUUAAGGCAGAAAUAAAUUACCAUUUGGGCUAUCCAUCUUUUCAGCCAUCCAUUCCGUAUUUGAAAGGAAACAGAUCAGAAUUUACAUUGGUAAGAAUUCUUUCGCAGAAUAUUUGCUAUUUGUGUUUAUUAUACAUUCUCUCCAGCGAUUCUGCUUUGUGCGUGUGCGCAUAAAACCAGAUAAAUAUACAUUACACAAAAGGAAUAUAUCUACAAAUAUAAUGGACGCACGCAUUAAAUCAAAACGGGGAAACUAACUAAACUAAAUUAAAAGUAUCAGUAACAGCGUUCGUUCGUUCGACGCACAUCUUUUCAUUACAGAUCAUAAAGCGAGAAACUAAUCAGAACUAAAAUUUUUUUCUUUUUCUUCAAUGUUUUGUGUUGCUUUUAAG
This is a messenger RNA of Drosophila ananassae, 6864 nucleotides long. RefSeq lists its product as uncharacterized. The record is from RefSeq and is a predicted model, not a curated record. The coding region runs from base 1025 to 4309 and encodes 1094 amino acids. Lineage: Eukaryota; Metazoa; Arthropoda; Insecta; Diptera; Drosophilidae. The transcript is spliced from 11 exons.